AUGGGGGACUUUGGGGGAGCCGGGGCGGAAUGGAACAGCCCUGGGCCAAAGGACCCGGGGACAUCGGAGCCUGGCCCGGCAUCGCUGAAGGGGGAACGAGAGGAGCCAAAGCAGGGAUCUAUUUUAUUUCUUGGAGGCAAUGAAAUAAAGAGCAGUGCUGUGGUAAAAUAUUCAUCUGCUCCGCCACAAGCAGCAUUUGCCCGUCUACAAGAGAAGACUGACCUAAAACUGCCCCCUGCAAACUGGUUGCGUGAAAGUGCUAAAUUGGGACCGGCAGGGGCAACUAUUCUUGGUAACAGCAAGAAAAGCAAACCAUUUUCCAGCUUUGGUAUGGCAUAUGAUUUUAUUGACUCAGUUGGAAAUGAUGUGGAUGUUGUAUCUGAUUCUGAGAACAUUAAAAAACUUCUUAAGAUUCCUUAUAGCAAAUCACAUGUCAGUAUGGCUGUACAUCGGAUUGGGAGAACUCUUUUAUUGGAUGACCUAGAUAUUCAAGAACUCUUUAUGAGAUCAUCACAGACUGGAGAUUGGACAUGGUUAAAAGAAUUCUAUCAGAGAUUAAUAGAUCAGAAGUGGCAAAGGAAGAAGAAGAGCAAAGAACACUGGUACCAGAAAGCUAUACUUUCCAAAUUUCUGUAUUACAGUAUCAAUGGUGAUGGAGCUGCUCAGCCCAUUCCUAACCCUGACGAACAGCAUCAAGAAGAGACAGCUGACGAUGAAGCUUGUGAAGCUGGAAGAGUUUCUUGGCCAGCCCCUUUUGAAAUGCCUUCCUCGCUAUCUGAAGAUGCAAGUUCUUCUAACCAGGGCCUUAAAAAUGACUUUGUUCGGAACAUCUUGUGGACAUUUGAAGAUAUUCACAUGUUGGUUGGAUCAAAUAUGCCUAUAUUUGGAGGAGGAAGAUACCCUGCUGUGAGCUUGCGUCUCAGGGAUAACAAUAAGCCCAUUAAUGUGCUGACAGGCAUUGACUAUUGGCUGGACAACUUGAUCUGCAAUGUGCCAGAACUUGUAAUGUGUUUCCAUGUCAAUGGAAUUGUCCAGAAGUAUGAAAUGAUUAAGACGGAAGAUAUACCCAAUCUGGAGAACUCUAAUUUCUCUACGAAAGUAAUAAAAGAUAUUGCUCAAAAUAUUUUAUCUUUUUUGAAGUCUAACUGCACCAAAGAAGGACAUACAUAUUGGCUAUUUAAGGCAAGUGGAAGCGAUAUAGUAAAGCUAUAUGACCUCACAACUCUCUGCGAAGAAACUGAAGAUAAAUACCAGAACCCUUUUACAAUGCCUGUAGCAAUUCUUCUAUACAAAGUUGCUUGCAAUAUGAUGCUGAAGAAAAACCAAAACAGGAAACAUUAUGGUACUAUCAGAACAUUACUCCUUAAUUGUGUGAAGUUAUUGGACAAGGGUAGACAUCCUCAGAUUAUUGCUUCAGCAAACUACAUGCUCUCAGAACUGUUCCAGCUUGAUGAGCCUAAAAAAGAAGAGGCUGGCGAGUUUCCCUUAAAUGGGAAUUCUGAUGAAAGCUACAGUGAAGAAGAAGAAGAAAUGCCUGAUAGUGAUGAAAACGGAUCGUAUAGCACCAGCUCAGAUCCUCCUGAUGACAACAAGGCAGUUGCUGUAAUCAAAUCUGUCGGAGAAUUGUCUGUUCCUGAAAAAUAUAAAUCUACACAUCAGAUACGUCCUAGCUGUGCAUUUCCUGUUUGCCAUGACACUGAAGAACGAUGCAGACUGGUACUCAUCUAUGUUCUUGAGGGCUUAAAAUCAGUUGACAGUAGCAUCAAGAAGGAAAGCGAUCUUCCUGCAGCUGAUCCUCAUACCCCUAUUCCAUUAAAGUAUGAGGAUGAAUCAAGUGCUGGUCAUGAAUGCCUUGAGAAACAGAUGGCCUUGUUUUUAGACAAGAUGGGGUUGUUUCAAGAAGUUAAACAUUCUAGUCAGUCAGGAAUGAUUCCGGGAUCAUGGCAGUACAAAAUGAAACUUCAGCUGAUUUUGAAAUCAUCAAAAGCUUACUAUGUCCUCUCUGAUGCUGCUGUGAGUCUACAAAAAUAUGGGAGAGCAUUACGAUACAUAAAAUUAGCCCUGCAGUGUCAUGAUACAUAUUGCUGCCUCUGCACGAACAUGCUUUCUGAAGUACUCCUGUUUCUUUGCCAGUGUUUAACUCUUUGUGGCGAUAUCCAACUAAUGCUGGCUCAAAAUGCAAACAAUAGAGCUGCGUAUCUUGAAGAGUACAACUACCAAACAAAAGAAGAUCAGGAGAUCCUGCACAGCCUACAUAGAGAAUCCAGUUGCCAAGUAUUUUCUUGGGCAACUGACUUGUCUACAGAUUUGGAAUGCCAGCUUUCAAUUAGCUGCAAAUGUUAUGAGGCAGCUAAUGAAAUUUUGCUCUUUAGUAACUUAAAAGAGCACAAUGCAGAGCAGUACACACAAGUAAUGAAGAGGACUGGUAAUGUCCGAAAUGAAAUUGGAGUAUUUUACAUGAACCAAGCUGCUGCUUUACAGAGUGAAAGAGUAGAGAACAAAACUGUAUCUUCAGCUGAACAGCAGUUGUGGAAGAAAAGCUUCUCUUGUUUUGAAAAAGGAAUUCAAAACUUUGAGUCUAUUGAUGAUGCUACCAAUGCUGCGCUCCUGUUGUGUAACAUGGGAAGAUUGAUGCGGAUUUGUGCUCAUGCCCAUUGUGCUGCUGGUGGAGAUUUUAAAAGAGAAUUUUCCCCUGAAGAGGCCCUUUAUUAUAAUAAGGCUAUUGACUAUUAUCUGAAGGCUUUAAGAUCGUUGGGAAAAAGAGAAGUCCAUUUAGCUGUCUGGGAUUCUGUCAACUGGGAACUGUCCACUACGUAUUUUACUAUGGCAACUCUGUUGCAAGACUAUGCUCCCUUAUCUAGAAAAGCUCAGGAACAGAUAGAAAAAGAAGUUAGUGAAUCAAUGAUGAAAUCUUUGAAAUACUGUGAUGUUGAUACUGUGUCUGCACGACAACCCCUUUGCCAGUACCGGGCAGCUACUAUUCAUCACAGGCUGGCUUCCAUGUAUCACAGCUGUUUGCGAAACCAGGUUGGUGAUGAACAUCAGCGGAAACAACACAGAGUACUUGUCGAUCUUCAUUAUGGUAAAUCAGUGAAGUUUUUCCAGCUCCUGAAAGAUGCACCAUGUGAACUGUUGCGUGUACAGUUGGAAAGAGUUGCAUUUGCAGAAUUUCAAAUGGCAAGUCAGAAUAGUAGUGGUGGAAAGUUAAAGACUCUGUAUGGUGCCUUGGAUAUAAUGACACAGACCCACUCUGUGUUUCAUCUCUUGAGAAAGGAACUGGUUGAUGAAUGUGAGCAGGGACUUGAAGAAGGCAAAAGCAACGCUGAGAAAAUAUCGAUUGAAAAUUCCGCUGUCAGCCUUAAUAAGGAAGAAGUAUCAAAGCUCCUUAGUAUAUUUGAAUCUCGAUUGUCCUUUCUCCUCCUUCAGUCCAUUAAGCUGCUUACAUCAACAAAAAAGAAAAUGGGAGGUAACAUUGAAGAGGAAGACAUUCUUAAGGCCAAUAAGUAUGUUUACUCACUUCUCUUGCGCUCAGUAGCCAAUAAAAACCUGACUCUGCUAGAAAGAAUAGAAAUUAUUUUGAACUUACUGGAACAGUUAACCCAGGACAGUGAAGGCAAAAAUCUGAGCAAUCAGUGACCUAAAACGGAACAGUGGCACACGUCACAGAAGUUGAAUCAGUGCCUUUCUCCAGAAGGGAUUCAUGGUUCUGUUCUUUAAGCUGCUUUUACUUUUUAUUUAUAUUGUAUAUUUAUAAGAUGGCACAGCUGGAAAAACAGAAGUUUACUACUGUACAAUGAGUGUUGACUUACGAUUUGGGUAUAACUUUUACACUUGUAUUUUUUAUUUAAAAGUGUUAAACAUUGAAUAUAGAUGUAAAAAAUGUACAGUCUGUUUUUACCUAAACUAUAAUGGAGUUUGUAGUGUUGCACAGAACGGUUUUGCUAACACUAAUCUUAGACUCCAUUUUGCUGUUUUUGUAAGCAUUUGGUAAACAGAACCUCCAUGGAAGACAUCUACCUGUUGUAUUAAUUAAAACCAUCAAGCAUUUCUAUUUAGAUGCAAUUAUAACACAUACCAUAUUCUUCCAAAAUGUGCCUUUUACUUCAAUGUAACACUUAAUUCAGAUGUUACCCUAGAACAUAAAAUGGCCUCCUUUCUAUCUUGCCCCUACCUUUUCCAGCAAUGAAACUGUGAAUAAACAAAGUUAUAUUUUGAAGAAAUGUAUUUUAAUAUAUAUAUAUAUAUAUUAGC
Messenger RNA from Eublepharis macularius, 4251 nucleotides. RefSeq names its product erythroid differentiation regulatory factor 1 (gene EDRF1). The transcript is spliced from 24 exons. The record is from RefSeq and is a predicted model, not a curated record. Gene Ontology annotation, biological process: positive regulation of DNA-templated transcription. Lineage: Eukaryota; Metazoa; Chordata; Lepidosauria; Squamata; Eublepharidae. Bases 1 to 3636 code for a protein of 1211 amino acids.